AAUGUAUUCAGGGAAUAUAAAUGGUAUUUUUGCAACCUAAAUAUACGGUCACACUGGAUGCGGUACAACAAUUUAAUAAUAUUCAAUUUGUCCGAUAUGAGAGUAAAAAAAGUUGAUUUUCAAAAGAAAUACACAAAACUGAAAAGUCGAGUGAAGAAUUUCGUGUUUGAAAACGCAUCGAUUGUUGAUGAAGUUUGCGCCUUACAAGUGGAACUGGCGGCAGCUCGCUCCGAGAGACUGACCCUAAUUGAGAGACUCAUGUUCCAUGAGGGACUCGAUAAAAGUUCCAUCACACAAGAUCAACUAUUGAAUGAGAAUCGUGAUAAUACAAAGAAAUACGUCGCCUCAACUCCGAAUCAUGCAUUUGAGAAAAAGAAUGAAAGUAAAUCGAAUAAUAUACCGGCACUGCAACAGAAGAGUUUUCCCUUGAAACUAACCAACGUUCUCAUACACUCCAUUGGCGAGAUUAUACCCACAAAUCCCAAUUUUCACACAGCACAUUGGAUAUAUCCCGUGGGGUAUGUGGCAACAAGGAUAUAUGCACAUCCCAGAGACCCAGUGAAGAAGUGUGUAUUCACGUGCAAGAUCCUUAACAAUGCUGGACUUCCUCAAUUUCAAUUGAUUCCCGACAAUGAUUUGGAUGGUGUCUUUUUCGGAGAAACGGCCAACAUAUGCCACCAGGAGCUGCUCAACUGUAUUCAGAGCUCCUCGAAGCAGAAACCUGUUCACGUCAAGUUUAAAGCGAAGGGCGAAGUAUUUUUCGGACUGGCAAACCAAAAGGUGCAAUCGCUUCUUCUUGCAGACACGAGAAUUAAACAAUGUACGAAAUUUAAAGGAUAUUUAUUGGAAAAUAAUAAGGAAAUUCUUGAGAAUGACGAUCCAACAUUAUCUUAUACGAGCCUUCAAACUUACCUUAACCAAUGACGUUCUUGUUCGAAAUAAUCUAUAUGUUUUGCCCUUAUAGACUCAUUAUAUAGAGGGUUAUAUUGCGGAAAGCAUCGGAUUAUUUCAAUUAAGUGAAACGUUCUUGACACAGGUAACGUUAGCAUCAGGCAGCAGUCACAGCUCUUAAUUAACAAAAAAUAAAUAAAAAUAAUUAAAAAUUGGUUUUGAGAAGUUAAAUGUUAUUGCUAUUUUUCUUGCCUUCCACAGUUUUAUUAAUUUUUAUUUUGACAUGAUAUGCAUGCAUUUUUAGUAACGGACAAUUACAAUUUGGCCAAAGCCACGCAAGUUGAAAAAAUGUAUGCAACCAUUGGUUUAUUUCUCAAUAAUAAAUACUUUUUAAGG
Molecule: messenger RNA, 1287 nt
Organism: Drosophila grimshawi
Lineage: Eukaryota; Metazoa; Arthropoda; Insecta; Diptera; Drosophilidae
Product: transforming growth factor beta regulator 1
Exons: 2
Coding region: 58-924 (288 amino acids)
Biological process (GO): regulation of cell cycle
Cellular component (GO): nucleus
Source: RefSeq, a predicted model, not a curated record